Messenger RNA from Hydractinia symbiolongicarpus, 3200 nucleotides. RefSeq names its product importin subunit beta-1-like. Gene Ontology annotation, cellular component: nucleus; cytoplasm. The transcript has 20 exons. Lineage: Eukaryota; Metazoa; Cnidaria; Hydrozoa; Anthoathecata; Hydractiniidae. Gene Ontology annotation, molecular function: nuclear import signal receptor activity; small GTPase binding. The record is from RefSeq and is a predicted model, not a curated record. Gene Ontology annotation, biological process: protein import into nucleus. The coding region runs from base 142 to 2769 and encodes 875 amino acids.
AAAGAAUAUAGACUAUCGUCAGCAAACUACCGACAGCAGCAUCCAACAAGGGAAGCGAGACUUUCACCACUUUUAGGGUAGUAUAGCAUAAACUGAACGUAAGACUGCCAUCUACAUUGCAACUUUUGUCUCAAAUAAGCCAUGGAUUUAAAGAAAGUGUUAGAAGCCACAGUAUCACCUGACCAAAAUGAGUUACAAGCUGCCCUAAAGUUUUUAGAAGAAGCAGCAGCACAAAAUUUUCCACAAUUUCUCUCUGCUCUAUCCUCGCUGUUAGCAAAUACUAGUGAAUCACCAGUGGUAAGACAAGCAGCUGGUAUUCAAUUAAAGAAUUGUUUGGUUGCAAAAGAUCAUAAUGUUAAACAGGUGUAUCAUCAGCGUUGGUAUGCCUUAGAUGAAAAUGUUAGAAACGCUGUUAAAACUCAGGUAUUUCAAGCCCUUGGGACAGAAACAGCUAAGCCAUCCUCAGCAGCAUCAUGUAUUUCUGGUAUUGCAUCUGCAGAACUUCCACACAAUUUAUGGCCAGACCUGAUGAACAGUCUGUGCAACAACGCAGCCAGUGAAAGCAGCAGUGAGCAAGUAAAAGAAGCUACACUAGAAGCUAUUGGUUAUAUAUGCCAAGAUAUUGACGCGCAAUUUUUAACUAAUUAUGCAGCAAACAUUCUACGCGUCAUUGUAAAUCGUAUGGGAAAUGAAGAAACAAAUAACAACAUUCGAUUUGCUGCAACCACUGCUUUUUUGAACUCACUUGAAUUUAUCAGAGGCAACUUUGAAAAACAGGAUGAUCGGAAUUAUAUUAUGACAGUUUUGUGUCAAGCCACACAGUGCCCUGAAAAAAGGGUGAAAGUUUCAGCUUUGCAAUGUCUGGUCAAAAUUAUCACUCUUUAUUACGAAUACAUGGAGGCAUACAUGGGUCCAGCACUAUUUGCAAUUACAGUUGAUGCAAUGAAAUGUGAUGAAGAUGAUGUGGUGCUGCAGGGUGUUGAAUUCUGGUCAUCUGUGUGUGAUGAAGAGUUGGAUCUAGCCAUUGAAGCUCAAGAAGCCGAAGAAUCUGGAACAGAGCCUCAGUCAUUUAGCAGAUUUUAUGCUAAGGGCGCUCUGCAAUACUUAACUCCCAUUUUGCUUCAUAUUCUAACGAAACAGGAGGAGUAUGAUGAUGAAGAAGAUUGGACACCACACAAAGCUGCAGGAGUGUGUUUAAUGUUGUUGGCAUCUUGUUGUGAUAAUGAGAUUGUUCAGCAUGUACUACCCUUUAUACAGUCAAAUUUACAAAGCACUGAGUGGAAACUAAGGGAUGCUGCUGUUAUGGCUUUUGGUUCUAUUAUGGAAGGUCCAAAUUCAGAAACUUUAAGCCCUAUUGUUAAACAGGGAAUGCCAUUUUUAUUACAACUGAUGAAGGAUAAAAACAUGAUAGUUCGUGAUUCAGUUGCAUGGGCCUUAAGUCGAAUUUGUGAUCAAGUUCCAGAAGUGGCAUUAAGUAAAGAGUAUAUAGAUAAUCUGUUGGACGUUUUAAUUGAAAAUUUAGAAAGUGAACCUAGAGUAGCUACUAAUGUGUGUUGGGCUUUUUCCUCUCUUGCUGAUGCUUCUUACGAAAAUGCUCAGCAGGGUACUGCUGACGAUGACGAUGAGCCAGCUACAACUGUCCUUUCAAAGAAAUUUGAAGCUAUUGUAAACAAAAUUAUUAUCACAGGAGAUAGGUCUGACGCUCAUUUAAAUAAUUUGCGCAGUUCCGCGUAUGAAGCUGUUAUGGAAUUAGUCAAAAAUAGCCCGAAAGAUGUAUACCCUGUCAUUGGGAUGUUGAUUAUGUCAAUUCUUGCUAAAAUGGACGCCAUAACCAAAAUGGAGAAAUCAGGUGGACAAGUUGGUGAUCACAGCCAGCACAACGACUUUAAAUCACUUCUAUGUGCAGCGUUACAGGCCACUCUCCGAAAGUUGAAGAAAGAAGACACACUAAAGAUAGCAGAUAACUGUAUGUCAGCAUUGUUAGAAAUGUUGAAUAUGAGCAAAGUUGGUGGUGUCCAGGAAGACGCUUUUAUGGCUGUGGGAACUUUAGUGGAAUGUAUUGGUGAAAAUUUCAACAAAUACUUCAAGGUUUUUAAACCAUUUCUGAUCCAAGGUUUGCAGAACCGAGCAGAAUACCAGGUUUGCAUCUCUGCUAUUGGUGUUGUUGGAGACUUGUGCAGAGGGAUUGGAGGCGAGAUUGCACCCUUCUGCGAUGAGAUUAUGCAGUCUUGUAUUGAAAAUUUGGCAGAUAAUACAGUCCAUCGUUCUGUUAAGCCUUAUGUGUUAUCUCUAUUCGGUGAUAUUGCUCUUGCUGUGGGAGCUAACUUUAAAAAAUACGCUGAGGUCGUACUAGCUACGCUAUGCCAGGCUGCAGCUGUUGAAGUCGACAAGAACGAUUACGAUAUGGUUGACUACUUGAACGAGUUGCGAGAUGCAUGUUUAGAAGCUUUUACUGGUAUCAUACAAGGUUUGAAAGGAGAAGAUGAAAAUAACGUCAGCCCCGACGUCGAAGUUGUUAAAGCAAGUAUUUCCAACAUCUUAAAAUUCAUCGAUACUAUCGGUAAAGAUCCUGACCGGACAGACAGCUUGGUUGGUGCAUGCUGUGGCUUGCUUGGAGAUAUAUGCACUGCUUUUGGUGCUGAAGUGGUCCCUUUAAUCGACGUGCAAAAUUUUCAAGAAUUGUUGCAAGAAGGAAGGAGAUCUAAAACAGCUAAAACAAAAACUCUGGCAGUCUGGGCAUCCAAAGCCAUAAGAACCCGAAGAAAAUAGUGAAAAAAGAAUUUUUCCCCCGAGUGAGUGAAUGCGAGAGGAACGAACAUGCGAGAAGAGGAUAGCAGACAAACGUUGAACGACAUCCCCACGAACAAACAUUACUUGUGUUAUAUAAAAACAAAACUUGAGAGACGUGUGCGUGAUAUGGUGAGAUAUGGUGAAGAAGAAGCCGAUGACAGAUCCGCAAGAACUAAACCUUUUCCUAAAGAAUCCAACUUUCAAAUCAAAACAAUUUCUCAAUACGCUACUGGUUAAAAUUUAGUAAUAAAAUGGAAAAUUUACGACUUUGUAUAUAUUAUAUCUUCUUGUCCUGUUCUGUUUACAAAUUAUGAUUGAACUAGUGGGAUUUUUUUCUGUGGCUGCUUUUAAAUGGCCACAAAAUUAUCGAUAAAUAUUCUUCGAAAAAUAUAAAAAUCUAAUGCUAUGAA